This is a messenger RNA of Ascochyta rabiei, 504 nucleotides long. RefSeq lists its product as uncharacterized. The record is from RefSeq and is a predicted model, not a curated record. Bases 1 to 504 code for a protein of 167 amino acids. The transcript is spliced from 2 exons. Lineage: Eukaryota; Fungi; Ascomycota; Dothideomycetes; Pleosporales; Didymellaceae.
AUGCAUGCAAUCCUCUACGCUAUUCUUGGCGUCGUCGUCAUCCUUGUGCUUGGCCCGACCGUUGCUAACGGAUCUUCACUCCAGGCUGUAUUCGCGGAUCGUAGCCCUAUCCCCGAGACGUCAGGCAACGUCACCAAGAUCAACGAGCCAGCACAACUCGAGACUGUUUUGAAGUCCAACAAAUACGUAGUCGUCGACUUCUAUGCGGACUGGUGUCCGCCCUGCAGGGCUAUUGCGCCGGUGUUUUCCAAAUUAGCUGACGACCACGCUGUUGCGGGCCAGCUUGGCUUUGCCAAAGUCAAUGUCGAUCAUGUCAAGGACGUCGCGAAGAAGUAUGGCAUAAGCGCAAUGCCCACUUUCAUGUUCUUUGAGAGCGGAGAACCGGCGCAAGUAAAGAUAGAGAAGCACGGUGCAGAGGAGGUCGUGGAGAUGGUAAGAGGCGCGAAUGUGGCGCUGUUGAGGAGUGUUGUGCAGGAAAUGGCAAAGAAGUCACUGAGUUCAUAG